CUUACGUUUUUGUCUGUGACUGGAUAUUUACAACCGCCUUAAUGGGGUGGAACUAAAAAUAAGCCCACAAAUUCCCCACAAGGUGGAGUCUGACCAGAAGUGCCUUGAAUUUCUCACCCUGCCAUCUGGUCUAGAAGAUUGUAAGGAACUCUUAAGAGCUUUGGUGUGUGUGUGUGUGUUUAAAGGACACCAAGAGCUGUGAACAACCCCAUCGGAUUGCCGAGAACAACUUGUAAUGGAUCCUUUACCUCAUGAGUUACCAGCUGACACAGUGCGACGCGUGGCGUCUGAACUUCGAUGUCUCCCUACCGAUGAGAGGGUUGCCCUUCGUCUCGAUGAGGAAGAUAAGCUGAGGCACUUCAGGGAAUAUUUUCAUAUUCCCAAAAUGCAGGACCUCCCUCCAAUUGAUUUAUCAUUAGUGAAUAAGGAUGAAAAUGCCGUCUAUUUAUUGGGAAAUUCUCUUGGCCUUCAACCAAAAACGGUUAAAACGUAUCUGGAAGAAGAACUAGAUAAGUGGGCCAAAAUGGGAGCCUAUGGUCAUGAAAUAGGGAAACGUCCUUGGAUCACAGGAGACGAGACUAUUGCAGGUCUUAUGACUGACAUUGUGGGAGCCAAUGAGAAAGAAAUAGUCCUAAUGAAUGCUUUGACUGUUAAUUUGCAUCUUCUACUGUUAUCGUUUUUUAAGCCGACACCAAAACGGUACAAAAUUCUUCUUGAAGCCAAAGCCUUCCCUUCAGAUCAUUAUGCUAUUGAAUCACAACUUCAACUUCAUGGACUCAACAUUGAGAAAAGUAUGCGGAUUGUAAAGCCAAGAGAGGGGGAAGAAACCUUGAGAACAGAAGAUAUCCUUGAAGUAAUUGAGAAGGAAGGAGACUCGAUUGCAGUGAUCCUGUUUAGUGGGAUGCAUUAUUACACUGGACAGCACUUCAAUAUGCCCGCCAUCACAAAAGCCGGACAAGCAAAGGGUUGUUUUGUUGGCUUUGAUCUAGCACAUGCAGUUGGAAAUGUUGAACUCCACUUACAUGACUGGGGAGUUGACUUUGCCUGCUGGUGCUCCUAUAAGUAUUUAAAUUCAGGAGCUGGAGGUCUCGCUGGUGCCUUUGUCCAUGAAAAGCAUGCCCAUACAAUUAAACCUGCGUUAUUGGGAUGGUUUGGUCAUGAACUCAGCACCAGAUUUAAAAUGGAUAACAAAUUGCAGUUAAUCCCUGGAGCCAAUGGAUUUAGAAUUUCAAAUCCUCCCAUGUUGUUGGUCUGUUCUUUACAGGCUAGUUUGGAGAUCUUUAAGAAAGCAACCAUGAAAGCAUUGAGAAGGAAGUCUGUUUUGCUCACGGGUUACCUGGAAUUCCUGCUCAAGCACUACUAUGGCAAAGACAAAGCAGAAACCAAGACACCCGUGGUGAACAUCAUCACUCCCUCCCGCGUAGAGGAACGUGGCUGCCAGCUAACACUAACAUUUUCCGUCCCAAUAAAGUCUGUAUAUCAAGAACUAGAAAAAAGAGGAGUGGUUUGUGACAAGCGGGAACCCAAUGGCAUCCGGGUGGCUCCAGUUCCUCUCUACAAUUCUUUCCACGAUGUUUAUAGAUUUAUCAACCUGCUCAAUUCUGCACUUGAGGCUGCAGAAAGAAAAGAUAAUGGUGUUUAGAACAAAGUAAGCGAAUAAUUCUGAAAGCUGCUAUGAUUAUUUUAUUUUCAUUCAUGUUUUAAUCUUUGGAAAUGUUAAAAAUAAAAACAAAAACAACCUACACUAAUCACACCUAAGUGGCAAUGAAUUGCAUACUUUACAAAAAAAUCUGGUAUAAUUCUUUUAAGAGUUAACGUUCUUGAGGAAUCUAAAUGUCUGUCCAAUUUCUUGGUGUUUUGUGAAUCAAGGUUUUCAUUGGUCUUGGUUAGCUGUUACAGUUCAGGAUCAGUGAAAUAUUGUUACUGGUUUAAUUUCUUAUUGACUGACAAUGUCAUAAUAUGUAUUAAAUUUUUGUUUCAAUUUUCUAAAUAUCACUUUUGCUUAAAUUUCCCAAAGACUUUCUUAUAAGCACUAUAGUUGAAUCAUCUGAUAUAUGUAUGAUUUUGGAAUAUUCUAUCCAGCUCUGAUUUAAGGAACAGAAAGUAAAACAUUUUCUAGAGCAGUGGCCUUGAAAUAUUUUUGGCCACAAUCCACACUAAGAAAUAUAUCUAAAAACAGAGACCUAUAUUUAUGUGUGGAUAGGCUUUGUUUUAAUACACAAUUUUUAACAAUAUUUUAAUGUCUGUGAAAGAAAAGUCUAUCAAUUUUCAAUCAACUGCUUCUUACAAUUGCCACUGGCCAUUCUUUCCCAUUACUAUCCCUGACAUCAGCAUGCUUCUCAAGACGAAUAGAUAGCACCUUACAUUGAAUUACAAGUGGUAUAUAUAGUAAAAACCAAAGGUUCAUAAAUUAUUUACCUGUGCUCUGAUAUUUAUUUUUCUAUCUUAUUACAACAAAUGUUGGUUGAAACUUGUUAAAUUGAUUUUUCUACCCAUUCUUGGGCCCUUGUUGAUACCAUAAUCACUAUUCAUGGAUUUGACAAACUUCUACAUUUAUAUAUAUUCUCAUCAAGAAAGAGUGACUAUGACAUAAUUAUUUCCAUAUUGAAACAAAUUUUAAUGAAAUUAAUGUGGACAACCAUUUGGAUGUUAGAGUUCAAUAAAAAGAUGCAGAAUUCCAACAACA
Pipistrellus kuhlii (Kuhl's pipistrelle) is the source of this 2686-nucleotide messenger RNA. It is a transcript of the gene KYNU, whose product is annotated as kynureninase. The transcript has 15 exons. Gene Ontology annotation, cellular component: cytoplasm. Lineage: Eukaryota; Metazoa; Chordata; Mammalia; Chiroptera; Vespertilionidae. The coding region runs from base 236 to 1642 and encodes 468 amino acids. Gene Ontology annotation, molecular function: kynureninase activity; pyridoxal phosphate binding. Gene Ontology annotation, biological process: NAD+ biosynthetic process. The record is from RefSeq and is a predicted model, not a curated record.